This is a messenger RNA of Fusarium proliferatum ET1, 738 nucleotides long. RefSeq names its product putative HAD superfamily hydrolase. Lineage: Eukaryota; Fungi; Ascomycota; Sordariomycetes; Hypocreales; Nectriaceae. Bases 1 to 738 code for a protein of 245 amino acids. The transcript has 2 exons. The record is from RefSeq and is a predicted model, not a curated record.
AUGCCCGAGAUCAACACCCUCCUGUUCGAUUGCGACAACACCCUCGUCCUCUCUGAGGAGCUUGCCUUCGAGGCUUGCGCUGGCCUCAUUAACGAGAUCUGCGAGGCUCGUCAAGUCGAGAUGCGCUUCACUGGCGAGACCCUCAUCAAGGAGUUUGUCGGUCAGAACUUCCGCGGCAUGCUCACCACCCUCCAGAAGAACUACAACAUCGAGAUCUCACCUGAGGACAUGGAGACCUAUGUUCGGAAGGAGGAGGACGCAGUAAUUGCCAAGCUCAAGGAAUCUCUCCGACCUUGUGUUGGUGUUGAUGAGCAGCUCGAGAAGCUUGCUGCUUCUGGCAAGUACACCAUGUCCGUGGUUUCUUCCUCUGCCCUCCGCCGUGUCCGUGCCUCCAUCGAGAAGGUCGGUCAGGACAAGUAUUUCCAGGGCGAUGUUGUCUUCUCUGCCGCCACAAGUCUCGAGAAGCCCACCAGCAAGCCUGAUCCCGCUAUCUACCUCCACGCUCUGGAGAAACUCGGCAAGAAGGCCGAAGAGGCUGUCGCUAUUGAGGACAGCAAGAGCGGCACUCUUAGUGGUACUCGGGCUGGUAUCAAGGUCAUUGGUUAUGUUGGCCCUUAUGCUGAAGACAAACAGCCCGAGAUGGAGAAGACUUUGACUGACGCUGGUGCUGUUGUCAUCAUGCGGCACUGGUCCGAGUUCCCUGCUGCUCUGCAGAAGAUUGAGGCAGGCGAGGUCUGA